Messenger RNA from Asparagus officinalis (garden asparagus), 3462 nucleotides. RefSeq names its product putative pentatricopeptide repeat-containing protein At2g02150. NCBI's taxonomy places the organism in Eukaryota, Viridiplantae, Streptophyta, Magnoliopsida, Asparagales, Asparagaceae. The transcript has 2 exons. The record is from RefSeq and is a predicted model, not a curated record. Gene Ontology annotation, molecular function: protein binding. Bases 165 to 2339 code for a protein of 724 amino acids.
CCGGAAUUCCCAGCCCUGUCUCUGACUCUCUCUUCUCAGUCGCCUUUUCUUCUCGAGUUCGAACCUCAAAAACCCUAAAAAUCGCUUCUUUAUCAAUGGAAGAAGAUGAGCGAAUCAAUCUCUAAGCUAUGAUCUUAAUCCAAUCAUGUCCCUAAUCUCAAAGAAUGCUUAUUCUCACCCGCGGUCUCCGCACUCUCCGCUCCCCACUCCAAAACCCUACCAAAACCCUCCCCCUUCGUCCUCACUUCUCCACUUCGCCCCAAAACCCCAGCUCCGAUCUUGACCUCGCUAAAAUCUUCGCCGCCGGUAACUUUGCUGACCCUCGCCUCACUUCUUUGUUCUCCUCGGCCUCAGCCAGCGCAAGGGUUUCUGGGGUUUUAGCCCAGCUGAAACAAAACCCUAGGUCAGCAUUUCAAUUCUUUAUCUGGGCAUCAAACCAAAGGAAUUUUAGACACACUGUUGAAUCCUACUGUAUUGCUGUUCAUAUUUUGUUCAAGGGUCGGAUGUAUUUUCAAGCUCAGCAGCUGCUGAAGGAGCUUGUGCGAGGUAAUGGGGCGUCGUUUGAAUGUGAAAAGUUGGUAGACUCACUUCGCUCGGCUGGGAAAUUGUUGGGAAGUUACAAUUUUGGCGUGUUUGAUGCUCUUUUUGGGGCUUUGGUUGAUUUGAGUAUGCUUGAUGAAGCCAGUAAGUGUUUUUAUAGGAUGAGGGAGUUCCAGAUUUUGCCCAAGCUGAGGUCUUGUAACUAUUUGUUGCAGAAGUUCGCGAAGUUGGGGAGCAGGGAAGCGUCAAAGAGGUUUUUUGAUGAUAUAAUGAGGUCAAAUUUGUCUCCUACUGUGUUUACUUUCAAUAUUAUGAUUGAUCUCUUGUGUAAAGAGGGGGAUUUGGAGGCUGCAAGGGAGGUUUUUUCAAAGAUGAAAGAGAUUGGCUGCUCACCGGAUGUGGUUACUUAUAAUUCCCUCAUUGAUGGCAAUGGGAAGUGUGGGGAGUUGGAAGAAGCGGAAAGACUUCUUGAUGAGAUGAAAAGGGCUGAUUGCAAGCCUGAUGUGAUAACCUAUAAUGCACUCAUAAACUGCUUUUGCAAGUCUGGAAAGUUGCCAAAGGCUCUUGGUUACCUAAAUGUGAUGAGGAGGAAUGAUAUUAGACCCAAUGUGGUUACAUUUAGCACUUUCAUUGAUGCAUUUUGCAAGGAAGGAAUGAUGAAUGAGGCAAUCAAGUUCUUUGUUGACAUGAGAAUCAAAGGCUUAUCACCCAACCAGUUCACAUAUACUUCUUUAAUAGAUGGGAAUUGUAAGGCUGGGAACCUUAAGGAAGCUUUGAUGCUGGCUGAUGAAAUGGCAAGGGAGAAAGUGGAGUUUAAUGUUGUUACAUACACGGCUUUGGUGGAUGGGUUAUGUAAAGAAGGGAGGGUUGCAGAUGCAGAAGAGUUUUUCCAAGCAAUGGUUAAUGCUGGUGUUGCUGCCAAUGAAUUGAUAUACACUGCUCUUAUUCAUGGGCAUUUCCAGAAGAAGAACAUGAAGAGGGCAAUGGAUUUGCUGGCAGAAAUGAAGGUAAAGGGUGGAAAGGUAGACUUGUCUUUGUAUGGCACUCUUACAUGGGGCCUUUGUACUGAAGGAAAAAUCGACGCAGCUAGGUCUCUAGUUGAUGAGAUGGAUAAGCAUGAUAUGAAGCCAAAUCACAUUAUAUAUUCCAUUCUCAUAGAUGCUUACUUUAAGGCUGGAAAGGCUUCAGAAGCACUUGGUUUGUUUGAGAAAAUGCUAGAUUCCGGUAUUCUUCCCACUGUUGUCACUUAUUGCUCCUUAAUUGAUGGGUUAUGCAAAGAAGGGUCUGUUCAUGAGGCAACCAAUCAUUUUAAUAAAAUGAGAGAAUUGGGUUUGCAGCCUAAUGUUCCAGCUUAUACAGCCUUGAUUGAUGGCCUUUCCAUAAAUGGUCGUUUGGAAGAAGCCACCAAGCUCUUUGAUGAAAUGGCAGAGAAGGGGAUGGCACCAGACAAAAUCACAUUCACUUCUCUGAUGGACGGACAUUUGAAGCAAGGAAAUUUUGAGGAAGGCUUUGCACUGAGGGACAGGAUGGUAGAAAGUGGGCUUGAUCUUGACUUGCAUGCUUACACUUCUCUCAUAUGGGGCUUCUGUAAUCUUGGGCAAAUUGAAAAGGCAAGGAAAUUGCUGACGGAGAUGAUUAACAACGGAGUUGUUCCUGAUCAGGCUGUUUAUAACUGCCUGAUAAGUAACUAUCACAAGUUGGGAAAUAUGGAAAAAGUCUUGGAAUUGCAAAAUGAAAUGAAAAGCAGGGAUAUAGACCCUGAUACCAGAUUUGAUAAUGUGCCAGGUUACAAAACUUGAAAGGUUAUGAAAAACAUGCAGCGCCAACCCGGCCAUGUAUCAUCAAUUUGGAAUAGAACAUCCUGGCUCCAUAAUGGUUUUAAUUGAUGGAGUUGUAGCCCCAAGGCUUGGGGUUUCUGAAAGGAAAACAUUUCCUGGAUGUAAAUUGCAGCCUGGAUCUUUUCACCAUCCGCUAAGGAGUAGGUGGAUUUCUGUACUUUAUGAUUCACAGGAUCUCUCUGCUCUAAAGAUUGGCUGGCGGGGUCUGGAGGCAAUAAAUCGCAGCCAAUCUCUCAAAUUGAAAGCAUCUCUCCGAGGUUCCAAUAUGUUCUGAGCACGAGUGUGAGCUUUUAGAUGGCUUGAUUGUGAUGUAUACCUUUUGUCAUCAUACGGAAGCGGAACAUGUUGGCUGGAACCUCACUCUCCAUUCAGUACUGAAUUUGAGAGAAGAAGAUGAACCUUGUUAGGGAGGCUGUUUGAACAUCUAUUUGACCAUAAGAGGAUUCACGAUCUCAACCUGGUGAUCUUUUACCUGACAAUUUUAUAUUAUAUUAGUACAGGCAGUGAAAUUCCUGAUACUGUGAGAUUUAUAUGGCUGCAAUUAUAUGAAUAGUUGAUGCUUUGUUUGAAAUAGCUGACCUUUUAUUCCCUAGCAGUCCAUCAUUGCUAAUGAUGAACAUUGCAGCUUGGAUCUUUCAUUUGGUUUCUUACAAACUGCUGAAGAUGCUGUGAGUGGAAACUCUCAAGGUAUUAUGGAUACCAACAAAAAAAAAAUCCUGACCAAAACAAAUGAACACUGCUGUAUCUCUGUGACCUUUUUUUAUUUUUGUAGAGGGAGAGGUAUUCCUAGAGGAUUUUGAUUCUUGGGUAGAGGCUCACUCCUUAUUCUUUGAUUCACUGGAGGAGCUGAGCUUUGGAUUUGUGCAAAUAAAUAUCAUGAAUAAUCCAGCAUUCUUUGUUUCAACUGCUUUCUGAUAAUAGGAGAGCCUCAGUUUUGUUGAAGUUUUUGUAUCUUUGCUUCAAAUGCCUGUAAGAAGUGAGCCUCAGUUUUGUUCAGUUUUUGUUGUAAUAUGUACUCUAUCAAUUGUAACCUUACUUGAUUCAUUAAAAUGAGUAAAGAACAGGAAAUGAUUCAUUCAUAAGA